AUGUCAGAAACCGGUCAGGGCUCGCCAAACGGCGCAGCCGGCGACGUGCCUCCCGCUGCAGCGGCCAACAACGAACACUUGAACAUCAAAGUCACCGAUGGGAAUAACGAGGUCUUUUUCAAGAUCAAGCGGAGCACCAAGCUGGAGAAACUCAUGCGGGCAUUCUGCGAACGACAAGGCAAGGACCCGAAGGCUGCACGAUUCCUGUUUGAUGGGCAGAAAGUGCAAGCGGGCGAUACACCCGAACAGCUGGAGAUGCAGGACGGCGACUCAAUCGAAGUGCACCAGGAGCAGAUCGGUGGUUCCGCUUAA
Messenger RNA from Cladophialophora psammophila CBS 110553, 312 nucleotides. RefSeq lists its product as uncharacterized. The transcript is spliced from 2 exons. NCBI's taxonomy places the organism in Eukaryota, Fungi, Ascomycota, Eurotiomycetes, Chaetothyriales, Herpotrichiellaceae. Gene Ontology annotation, biological process: protein sumoylation. Gene Ontology annotation, cellular component: septin ring; nucleus. Gene Ontology annotation, molecular function: ubiquitin-like protein ligase binding; protein tag activity. The record is from RefSeq and is a predicted model, not a curated record. The coding region runs from base 1 to 312 and encodes 103 amino acids.